Saccharomyces mikatae IFO 1815 is the source of this 1275-nucleotide messenger RNA. It is a transcript of the gene NUP42, whose product is annotated as FG-nucleoporin NUP42. The record is from RefSeq and is a predicted model, not a curated record. The coding region runs from base 1 to 1275 and encodes 424 amino acids. Lineage: Eukaryota; Fungi; Ascomycota; Saccharomycetes; Saccharomycetales; Saccharomycetaceae. The transcript has a single exon.
AUGUCAGCUUUUGCUAAUCCAUUCACAUCAAGUGUUAAACCCGGUCUUUCCAAUACAAAUGGGGCCAAUCCUUUCACUACUAAUGGUGCUAGUAACACUGGAAUGGGAAGCAAUGUAUUCGGUAGACCUAGUUUUGGAGCAACAAGUUCAAUGACAGGAGGUGCUACUGCUUCUGCAUUUGGACAGCCACAAUUUGGUGCCAAUACAAAUAAUACUGGUAAUGCUCCCAUUAGUGCUUUCGGUAACACUAAUAAUGUAAUCAAACCAUCGGCAUUUGGGGCACCUGCAUUUGGCUCUAGUGCACCUGUCAAUAUUAAUACGCCCGCAACUUCAUCUGCGUUUGGAGCACCAUCAUUUGGAUCAACAAGUUUUGGUAAUACGGCGGCGAUGGGUAAUCCUUUUAGUAAAGCUCCUAGUUCAAUGGGAUCUGCCUUUGGUCAAACAGGAUUUGGAGCGAAUGGAACUGAUACUACUUCUAGUUCUACAAACCAUAGUAAUAACUCUGCAUUCGGCACUACCCAAAAUGUGCCAUUAACGGCCUCUUCUCCUUUUGGUUCACUGCAACAAAACUCAUCUCAGAAUGCAUCAGCUACAUCAUCAGUAUUUGGCAAACCCGCUUUCGGCACAGCUGGUAAUACACAGUCACCAUUUAGUGCCAUUCAAAACUCUAGCACAACUACUGGAACAGGAGCAUCCCCUUUCGGUUCGUUUGGCACUAACAACAGUAACAAAUCGCCUUUUGGUGAUCUUCAAAAUGGAGCGGCUGUUGGUACGUCACCGUUCGGUCUCACCAAUUCCAAAACCAACAACAACAACGAAAGUAGUCCAUUUGGAGCUACGGAUAAUCAAGCCUCAAUCAAACAAUCUGCUUUUGGCCAAGGCACUAGUGGCAGCUUCGUUUCUGCACCAUCAAACCCCGAUAUGAAUACAAAUACAAACUUCCAAUCUGCUUUUGGUAAUAAAGGAUUUUCAUUUGGAAUUGCGCCACAGAAGGAUACUAACAAGGUAUCAACCACUAGUUCUACAUUCGGCCAAAUACCGAAUACAAAUAUAGAGAAUAAUAGUGGCAGGUCGCCUUUUGGGUUUGGACAGCAACCGAUGAGUAUCAAUACAGCAUCUUGUAAGACUAGGUUUGUUCAAGGAAUUCCUUCUGAAAAAGAUGGCUUUCUGGAGUUGGCUGAUCUUGCAGAGGAAACAUUAAAAAUAUUUGAAGCAAAUAAGUUUGAACUAGGUCUUGUCCCUGAUGUCCCUCCGCCACCUGCACUAGUUGCAUAG